This is a messenger RNA of Porites evermanni, 11386 nucleotides long. NCBI's taxonomy places the organism in Eukaryota, Metazoa, Cnidaria, Anthozoa, Scleractinia, Poritidae. The record is from the annotation of a GenBank genome assembly.
AUGACCGGAGGAGGUGGUUGGCCUAUGAGUGUGUGGCUGACUCCUGAGUUAAAACCUUUCGUCGGAGCUACUUACUUUCCUCCUGAGGACAGGGCUGGCCAACCAGGAUUUAAAACAAUUCUUAACCAUAUUUCUAAGCAGGUUACACAACUUGUGUUGAUUUAUUUUUUUAGAUAUGAUCCAUUAAACUUAGCUUUAGCUCUGGCUCUGGAGCCAGAGUACAGUGUCUAUUAAAUUUUAUUGUGCUCAUUUAUUGGUCAGGAGAAUUUAGUUCUCUGAUCUCUAAUUAUUCAAUGUUAUUUUUCAUGGUUUUUAGUGGGAACAAAACAAAGAGAAGCUAAAUAUGCAGGCUAAUGUAAUCCUUAAAGCUAUUCAACAACACACACAGGAAAUGCACAAACCAAAUGAGGCUGGUGAUAUGCCAAGUACAGAAUGUAUCGACAAGUUGUUUAAUGACAUGUGUACAAGUUUUGAUGACGAGUAUGGUGGGUAUGGAGGAGCACCAAAAUUUCCGCAAGCAAGUGAGUGAAUUUUGGUAUUAAUGUUAUUAUUGUUAGAAAGUAACUAAAGCAAGUUUGCAGCCCAUUGGACUGAACUGCAAACAACAUUUUCAAGUGAACAGAUAGUAUGACAAAAUCUUUUUCUUUCUUUUAGAGUAUUUGGUUACUUAAGAAACAACUCUGGAAAGUGAGAUACAUCUGUUUUUUUUAUUUCUUUGCAGCAAAUUUUAACUUUCUAUUGAGGUACUCUUGUUACAAAGCUGGCUCUGAUGAAGGAAAGAAAGCUUUGAACAUGGUAAUCAAGACAUUAGAAUUCAUGGAGAAGGGUGGAAUACAUGAUCAUGUUGGACAGGUUAGAAAAUAUUUUUGACAACAAGCGUCAGUGUGAUUCUGGAAAAUUUGCUUAUAAUAAGUACACUGUACCUAGCCCUCCCCUGUCUGGCAGACAGUCCAUACAUUCCCUCUUGUUUCAACCUCUCUACAAUGGCCACCUCUUUACAAUGGCCACUUUCUUCUAUCGCCAAGGUGGCCGUUGUAGACAAGUUCAACUGUAGAUCCAGUGACAUAAAGUAUGAUAAGAUAACAAUCAUUUUAAUCAUGUAGAACUGUUUAUAUCAAUUCAAACUGUGAAGCAAACAAUCUUAUACUUAUAUUGUGAUCUCCCAUGGGAUUUAUUCAUCAGCCAUUUUUGGAUAGUUGGACAGAGAGGUGGUUGGUGCUAAAAAUGGUAAUUCAACUUGAAAAGUUGGAAAGUUCACUUAAAGGUUUAUUCCUUUAUGCUGGGGUGGCCCAAUGCCCUAGUGAGGGCACCUUGUGACUUGUAUACGCAGUUGCUUGCUUGCUUGCAGUUCUUUGGAAAGUGUUGUUGCAAUAGUUCCUUCCUCAUGCUAGAGCAUUGUCAGGCACCACCAACUCUGUAGGCAUCAGUGCCCAGGCUCAUCUAUUGGUGAUGAGUUUAAAUCUUCCUGAUGCUUGAGUUCUGUAUGAUGCUUUAAAUCCUCUAUUAGACCCCUUUUUUAGUGAAAUAAAGUAGCACCCCACCUCUUCCUCCCUGCCUCUUUUAAUUUGGAAUCAAACUGUGUCAAGACUUUAUAAAAUACAUUAUUUAUAACGUUUAUCACAAAGGAUCAAAAUCUCCCUGCUGGACAGACAUUUGCCUCGUUCAAAACAGAAUUAUAGUACAUUCGUUCUCGCAUGCUUCUUCUUGUUUCUUUGCUAUGUUGUACUACGUUUCAGUAAUUAACUAACCCCUCCCCUCUCUCUAGUAUUAGUUUACCUGUUUCCAUUACCUCCCAGUCAUAACAACAAAAUCAUGUAUGGUGCAAUAAUUAUUGUUACAUGUAAGUAGAUCAAUGCCUUGACUGUUGCCCGUGGGUCUUUCAGGGUUUUCACAGAUAUUCCACAGAUCGCUUUUGGCAUGUUCCUCAUUUUGAGAAGAUGUUGUAUGAUCAAGCACAACUUGCAGUGCUUUAUGCUGAUGGUUAUCAGGUGAAGUAAACAUUAUGGACUAAGAUGCCUAAACGUAAAUAAUGUUCAUGAAAAAUCACUAAUUUCCUUUUUUAAAAAACACUGCUAUGGGAUGUCUUUUGGUGUUUCAGUUCGCUUUUGUGUUGUGGUAUGAGUAUUGUUUAGUGUCUUUUCAAUCUUUUUUGUUUGCUAAUUACAUCAUUUGGUGAUUGCACCCAUCCAAAAUACCAAUAAUCCUCCCCGCUAUGCUUAAAAGCUGGGUUCAUGUAGCAGUGCUUGUUAAGUUUAAUAGUAUUCAUUAAUUGCUAAACGAGUGUUUUAUAAUUACUAGUGGGUACAAUAUGAGUGUACAGUAGGCAGGAUUACCGCGGCAGUGCAGCGGGAGGUCGCGGAUUCGACUCCCGGGACCAGACCAAUACUUGAGGUCUUAAAAUAACUGAGAAAUGAAGGUAAUGUCUUUGCACUGCAAGCGGCUGGUCCUUCGCGUGGCUCCGAUGACCACGUAAAAUGGCGGUCCCAUAUCCAGUAGAAGUUGUAAAAAUAGUGUCCCCAAUUAGUACUUUCGUGCUAAAUACCUUGACACUCAAAUAAAAUUCAUUGCCCUUCUGUGUCUUUUGCUAAUCACAUUAAAUUUUCCUUCCGUUUAAAGGUUAGCAAGAAGGAGAAUCUUGCAGAAACAACAAGAGAUAUCUUGCUGUACGUGAUGAGGGAUUUGAGUCACAAGGUACUGUUUAAACAACCCACUCGUAAGAAAAGUUUAUCUCUUAUUCCCUUUUUAGAGUUUAGAGAAAAAAAGGUAACAGCGACGACAACAACAAAACAAGAGAGAACUAGAGCUUGUUGAUGGUUUGAUUUUGUCUGCAGAUGACUAGUUUCUUUCCCUACAGUUUUUACAGGGUUCGUACAGGUCAUGGAAAACCGGGAAAGUCUUGUAAUUUAAGAAUUUUAUUUUCAAGGCCUGGAAAGUCAGGGAAUUCAAUUUACGGUCCUUGAAAAUCAUGGAAAAUUAAAGAUUUGUUUGGAUAUCAGUUACUGCAGAUAACAAAGCAAGGAUAAAGUAAGAGAAAGUGAAGUAAUUAAACAGCGCGAACGGCACGCGUUUUGGUGGAUACCAGAGUUUCAUUAAGUUAAAUAAAAUGCUAAAACAAGGAAAGUUUUGAAAAGUUUCAAAAGUGACAGUCAAACGUAAGGUCAUAGAAAACUUGAAAAGGUAACAGGGAAAGUCAUGGAAAGUCAUGGAAUUUGAAGAAUUCAAAAGAGUACGAACCCUGUUGUAAGUUAGUUGUCUUGUUGUCUAGCAAAUAUAAUGGUGGCAAAAUGACAAGAAGGAUAAACUACACUCACGCGGACGAUUACAUUUAACCUACAUGUACCUAUGAGUUUGCUUCCCAGUCACAGAAUAGGGUUGAUGUAUGACAGAGCGCCAGUUAGAGACCCGGUAGCCUGCGAGCAGCCUUUUGGGGGCAGGGGUGGGGAACUCUCUCCCCACCCCCGUGCUCGUAUGCUAGAGACGUGGAGUUAAAGGCUGAGGGCGUUGGUUGGGGUGCUGUCCGGUUGGAAAUGUACGAUAUCAGAAAGGAAACUCUGAACGCCAUUAAAAGGUCAAAAAUAGAAAGCUGAGGCAACGGCGACGGCAACGGCAACAAAGACGGAAAAAAAGCAAUAGGUUUAGACUGGCAAAACAACAACUUUGCACGUUCAUCACGCUUUUUUGUACAUUUCUUUGCCGUCGUUGCACGACUUCGACGUGAAAAUGCCUAAUUUCACGUUUUGUGGAGGCGUUAACACAAGACGACCCUCUUUUUCUUUUCCUGAACUUUAAUACAGUACUUUAGAAUUCAACUCCUGAAAAAUUCGCCAACAUUUCAUAAAUAGAACGAGAUGGAAUAAGCGCGAUAAAGUUUAAAGCAGCGAGAACGCACUUUUUAACUGACGUUUCCGUAGCCGUCGCAGUCGUUGUUACUUAAGCUCCCUAAUACCAUUUUUAGGUCUGUAGGUUUCGUUCACUGAUUAAGAGCAACUUUAAAGAUAUUAAAAAUGCGCGCCAAAAUCGUUCUAACAAUGAGCUGGUCGGUGGAAACGCCGUGACACAAGUACAUGUAACUUGCUCGCUGCGUGUCAUGGGCUUUGGGCUGCUCUGCUAGAACUGUAUAUGUAUGUUGAUAUUACAAUCGUUUCCUCUUUGUCUUCUGUAGCUCGGUGGUUUUUUCUCCGCUGAAGAUGCAGAUUCCUUGCCCAGUAAAACUGACACUCACAAGAAGGAAGGCGCUUUCUGCGUGUGGGAAGAACAAGAGAUACGACAACUGCUGCAAGAGGAACGCACUACAAGCAAAUCCGGCGAAAACAUACUUGUUUCCUACCCGUUUAUGAAACAUUAUGGAGUGGAGGGUGACGGAAAUGUUAAACCUCAUCAGGUAAGGAGACUAUAUCUGGCGGCGGGUCGUUCAGUGGCUGCUUGCGGCAAUAAAGGCCGGCCAUUACGCGUUACCACGAGCAGAUUAUUGUGAUAAUUCUGCUGAAAGGUAGUUAUUUACGGGCCCAAAUUGCAUUUUUGUUUUUGUCGCCCGCCAUUUUUAAUUCCUUCUCGAUCAUUCUCUACUUGGACACCUCAAGGACCGUAAUUUCUGCGUGUAAACCCAACGUAAAGUUGUUCCACCUUCUAGGAUCUUCCUACCUCUUUGUAAACAGUCCCUUAAAAAGCAAGUAAAUUCUAAAAGUAUUUUGAUGGGCACUGUUAUGUCGCUCGUUUUUUGUCGCCCGGUUAUAAGUCCGCCGGAUAUAAGGCCCUCUCGUUUAAAGGCCCUCCUACAUCGCCUUACAAAGAUGUAUAAGCCCAGGAUUUUUACGGAAGUUUCCAUGAAUUUAUAUGACUAGUGUUAUGUUUCCCUCCCCAGUAAGAGAAAGGUUUUAAUCCUUGAGGUAAUGUAGAGCUCAGCCAACGACUCGGAGGAUGAUUAAGGAAAAUCUAAAAGUUAAUUUUCAUGACAAUUUUAUAGUCUGUUCCUGAGGGAAGUUAUUGGGAGGCUUUUAAAAGGCCGACACCGACGGCAGUGAAAACGUCACUGGGAACUUUCUUCGUUUAUGGCAACUGUAGGUAGUUUUCCCUGGAGUUGAAUUCUUGGACCGCACCGAAGUUUAGAAUGAAAGAGAAAAAACUUCGUGUUCGUAUACGCGUUUUGACUUCCAACGAAAAAUGUGAAAUGAGGCGGAAAUUUCAAGUUGUAGUCAUGCAGUGACGGCAAUGAAAUGUACCAAAGAGUGUCAUGCACAUGUGGAGUUGUUGUUUUUCUUUUCAAACCUCUUGCUUUUUUGGACUCUCCCGUAGUCGUCGUUGUUUGUUAAACUUUUGGGUUUUAAUUUCCCAGGACCCUCAUAGAGAACUUCGAGGCAAGAACGUCCUAAUUGUAAGGGGAAGCUUGCAGGACACAGCUCGAUUAGUGGACGUGGAUGAAGCCGUACUUAAAGAGCAACUGGCGCGAGCUCGAGAAAUCCUGUUUGAGGAACGAAAAAACAGACCACCGCCUCAUCUAGACACAAAAAUGAUCACUGCCUGGAAUGGUGAGGGCGCAUUUGUUUUUUUGGUUGUUUGUUUUUACUACAGGACUUAACCUUUUCAUUCCCAGACGACUGAAGUUAUGGCGAGAUGAUUUGUCAUACUAACUUUUGCAUCCAUGGCGAAAUCCUAAGAUGUUACUAUUCAAAUGAAACCACUUUGGCAGAGCUUUUGCGUAGUGCUAUUUAAAUAUGACGAUUUUGUUUUAUUUUCUUUUUUGAAAGCUUCUCUUGCGAAAGCUUCGUAAAAACCAAAUUUUAAGUUAUGAUUCUGACCAAUAACAAUUUGCGCAGAUAGUCAAAUGAACCAAUCAGAUCUGAAAGAAAUUCAUGACAGCACAAAGCGCGGGAAAGUGGCGUUUGACGGAUCAUGCAGGCAUAAUUUUUGUAGCACCAUGUCAGGAGUAUCAGGCAUAAUGCCAGCAUAAUACUCCUAUUUUUAGCAAAGUCAAAUCGAAUGGAAUCAAAUUGUAGUGUAGUUCUGAAAUCUGUAUGCUUCUUUUUUUUCAGUCAACGCAAACAGAAUCUAUAAAGUUGACAAAAAGGCAGACAUUUUAGGAACUGAAUACCUUACCGUCUUACACUACCUGUAGAGACUCGUGCCCAGUGCAUUUUGAGAUAAUUAAAGGCAUGGUUACCUAUGUAUCCCAGGUUAUCCAGGCCCUAGCAUUUUUUCCCUUCAAAACCAGUAUGCAAGAAGACUGCGAAGAAAUGAUUACUGAUUUUAUAACCACAGGAGGCAAAACUGUCUUUUUAAUUUUGCAUAAUUAGAAGCAUUAUACCUCCACCCGGGCAUAAUUUUGAUCUUAAUACUGUGAUUUCACUUGGAACACCGAAAAGCAUAUUAAAUACUCGAAUUUGCGAGCAUAAUCCGUCAGUCCCUAGUGACAAACUCACGGUUGCUGUGGGUUUGCUUCCCACUGGCUAACAAGGUGGCGCGAGACUUUCCGCCAAUAGAGACGACUACAAGUACAAGAUUUGAUGUAAAGUAUUUUCGCGUAUUGUCAAAAAAUAGUCACCAAGAAAUGCUUCACUGUACUUUUCUUCACCAGAAGAGUUAGCACUGUUAUCUUUAUUUGUGGAGGCUAAGCCCUGUCCCGAUCGCAACAUAUCAAAACUGUUAACAUUUGAUAACUUGUUCCGUCACUACAACAUUCUCGCAAAAACUCGUAGUAGAAUGACGUACGGCUACCACGUUUUCCCGCCAAAAUGACGUUGGUUCACGCGCGUGCACUACUUAGUAUUAAGAAAAUCUGGUACUCGUUGUCGUACUCGUCGUAGAAUCUAAAGAUCUCUAAUACAGAAGCGUGGCAACAAAAUAAAACCUGAAUAACUUCAGAUACUUGAUUGUAAACAACUUGGCCAGUCAAGCUUUUUUUAUAAUACAUUCCAGAACAACUAAUUUUCUCCUUAGGGUGAUCAAACCUGAGAAGCUUUCUUUUUAAAAAUCAUUGUCAAUAAUUUCGAGAUUAGCGAGCAUUUUUCUGGUCUUUUAUAAGGCCGAUUCACCUCGUUUUUACGCAAAAGUCGAACAGAAACAAUAGAGUUGAACUGUCCGAAUUUUUCUAAUCUUUGAUUUGAUUAGACGAAUUAGCAUAUAUAGUAGAAGACCCUUACGUGAUUCAGAGCUGCUCGGAAGGUUAGAUAUUGCAGCUGUGACAAAAUUAUGUCAAAAAGCAUAGCACAAGACCCCGAGGGUACUCAACAAAUGUUUAUACGAGGAGGCUCCGCUCCUAGGUCCAGCCCCUUACCCUUUUAUAUACCAUUUUUCACGAAAAAGCCCUUUCGUAUACCUUCUAUUUACAAAUGGUACCCCUUUCACAUACCUUGUUUAGCACUUUGCAUACUUUUUAACUGUUUUAAAUGCAUUGUGUUUUAAAUAGGAAUCAAUCACAAAAAUAGAACGUUUUCUCGACUUUAUAAAGCCAUAAAAUUCAUCUGUUAGCCCUUUUAGGAGCUUUCACAAACCCAGAUGACAGAUUUUUUCCCCUACCCUUUUAUAUACUUCAGCUAGUGAAAUCUCUACCCUUUCAUAUACCCCCCCGCGCACAAGACUUAGGACCCGUCUACAUGAAUACGGGAAAAAAAUGUGGGGUUUCAAAAAGCUCCGGCUUCGUGUGACCAGGAUCUUAGGCCUCAACCACAUGAAUCCGAAUACAAUUUUUGCAUAGUGUAAAGUAUUUAUCAUUUUAUGUUCUAGGUCUCAUGAUUUCUGGUCUUGCCCGUGGUGGACAAGUCCUUGGUGAAGACGUGUAUACAAAAAGAGCGAUUAAAGCGGCAGAGUUUGCGAGGAAACACUUGUUUGACGAGAAGUCAGGGAAACUCUUACGCAGUUGUUACCAAGGGGACAACGGGGAAGUGAUGCAGAUGUAAGUCACGUGGGCUUUUGAUAAUUUCCGUUGUUGUUCAUGAUUUUGAGCGCUUGAAGCAUAAUACAUGUCACUUCCAGGAUCUACGCAAUGUAUCUGAUUCGUUGAAACAAAUUUUCCUCGCCGCACGACCAAAAUAAUCAAAAGCACUUCCUAGAUCUGGGUAGUGACACGUCAUCAGAAUGAAAUUUGUGCGCUUGAUCCUCAGACGUCAGUUCGCGGUGAAAUCAGUUGUGGCGUCGCGAAAUGUCGAUUAACUUAUAAUUCGCCUUAGAACACAGGCUUUGGACUUCAACGAGCAUUUUGAUUUCAAAGCUCGUGUUUGAUUUUCCCUCUUUAGAGACACGCCCAUUUUCGGGUUUGCAGAUGACUAUGUGUUCAUGAUCCGGGGAUUGCUGGACCUGUAUGAGGCAUCACUGGACGAACAAUGGUUAGAAUGGGCCGUGCAGCUGCAAAAUAAACUAGAUGAACUGCUUUGGGACAAAGACGGAAUAGGCUAUUUUAUGGUAACACCUGGCGACCCGUCUAUUCUGGUCAAGAUGAAAGAAGGUUAGGGAUGUUUUGUUAUAGUGGGAACAAGUUUUCUCCAAUAUAGGAUGAAGGACCAAUGCUCCGUGGUGAAGGAUGUCUGAUUUUUCUCUCUGAUCAGAUGUCGGUCCUCAUUUUUUUUAACGUCGAAUACAGGUAUGGGAGAACAAGGGUGAUACAGGUGAAAAACGGGUUUGCUUAUUACUGAGGACUUGAGGUUUUGAUUUGACGGCUCUCAGCGGAUAAAAAUAUUCUUCAAGGCAAAACCUAACACUUGAACAGAUAGAUUUACAUUAUAGGUUUCCCCUUCGACUUGCCUUGGUAAUGACAGGCUUAAAAAAAUAACUUUCUUUCUGCCUUGUAGCCCAAGAUGGUGCUGAACCAAGUGCAAACUCGUCGUCUGUAGGAAACUUGGUUCGCCUUUGCAGCUUUACUGAUGACAAGAAAUAUCUUGAGAGAGCGGGGGAGAUCAUCAAAGCAUCUGUUACUAUGCUGUCAAAAAUUCCUCUUGCUCUUCCCGAGCUGGUGUCAAACUACAUAAUGUACCUUCAACCUACGCAGCAGGUGAAAUUUCUCCACCUUUGUUUGUGUUUGUCUAAUUCCAGUACAAAUUUCCACCCGCGUUUAGAGUCUUCACGGCCUGUAACAUAGCCUGCGAGCAGUUUCUCUGGGGAGCUCUGGGAACUGGGGGGAGAGCAAAAGGGGGAUUCUCUUGUCUCGACCCCUAAAGGCCCCCUUGGAACUUGUUCGCAGGCUAAUAACAUCACGAAAAUUUUGUUGGGUCGUCUGAGUCGAUAUGACCUUUAUAGGGCUUGUCCUUUAUCAAGAGCGACUAAAAGGAACUGCUGUUUUGUUGGUUAAAGCAAUUUCUUUUAUAUGUUCCUGUUGCCGUCGCCGUUAUAGUUUCUUGAGCUUUUUUUAUGAGGUCCGUUCUUGCGACCUUUCGGGAUUGCGUCGUCGCCUGACUUUGAUUUUGGCGGGAAAUUAGAUUCGGCCGCACGUUCGCCCCGCUCGCUCUCAUGGGCGACAAUAGGGAGCUCAAUACACAUUUACGACGUAAGAAUGAAGGCGAGGCCUAAGGGUCACUUGAUUUCCCGCAAACUUCAAAAAAGUAAAUAAGGCGGCGAAAAAAUAACGAUUUGUGUUUAAGAGACAAAAAAUUAACCCCGAAAGAUAUUCCUGAGCAAUUAUAGUAAAUUAACGUGCCUUGGAAAGUAGACAGUAGAGGGAUUAAGAGUCACGUGUACGGCAAAAGGCAAAUUCAAGUUUAAAAUGUCUCAGAAUAGAAAAUAAGCAGAUAAAAACUGUCCAGAACAAUUCUUAUUUAAAAGACCGGCGUGAAACUACUUUUUUUGAGUUGAAGUAACCCUGGUCACAUGGUAUAAAGUCAGGUUUGCCGUUUAAUGUAAACGUGAAUCUUAAUCUCUCUAGUGGAGAAACUAACCUUCGGCAAGGAUCCUUCGGAAAUACAUGCAACGUCAAGUCUUUCCUGUUAUCGGAACGAUUAUUACAAAGAGCAGCCGUGUAGCAGUUGUGAAAACUAUGUUUUGUCGUAGUUGUAGCGUGCGCUUCUGCCUUUUUAUACAGUGUGAUUGCGAUGUGGCCCCUAGGCUUCGCUUUCAUGCUUACGCCGCCGUAAGUGUAACAACGAGAACGACAAAAACGCAGUAGGAUAAGAUAAGCAAAACAUGACGCUUUUCUGUACAUUUCUUUGCCGUCGUUGCAUGAAUAUGACGUAAAACUUCCUAAUUUCAUUUUUGUGGAGGACGUAAACACAAGAAAACGACUUCCUUGUUCUUUUUCCUGAACUUCAAUUCAGUCUUUUAGAAUUCAGCUCCAAAAAACAUAUACGAACUGAACGAGAUGUAAUAAGGGCGAUUAAGUUUGAAGCAGCGCGAAUUCACUCUUUAUUUGGCGUUUUUGUAGCCGUCGCCGUCAUUGUUGUUUAAGCUUCCUACUCUUCAAGUGACAGCUAGCAGUCUCAGUAUAAUGUGGUUCAUUUAUCCGUAGAUCAUUUUGACAAUUACAAUUUCCUAUUUAGAGUAAAAUGUUUAGCUGGUUUUUCUUCUUUCUCGCAAGAGCUCCUUUCCUUUUAUUAGAACAUAACAACUACGACAAUGUUUUUCUCAAAUGUUGUGAUAGUUACGAUUAUUUGGGAUCAUCGCGUCGUCAAGUUUUGUCCGCUGUUUAGUCAUACUCGAUGUUCAUCGAAUUGGACUCCACUCAGUCUUGUUGCCAUUAUAUUAAGGAAUGUGAUGAAAUGAAAUUAUGAAUCCGAAACGUAUUAAUCGUUUUCAGCCUUGACAUAAUAGCUGAUUAUUGUUUAUUUUCAGAUAAUAAUCGCUGGCGAUCGAGAUUCCGAGGAUACGAAAGCACUUCUGAAGUGCGUUCACUCUCAUUACAUACCCAACAAAGUUCUCAUGCUAUGUGAUGGUAACCAAGACAACUUCCUUGCCUCUAAACUGUCUGUCUUUAAAACACUGGAGCGGAAAGGUGGCAAAGCUACGGCGUAUGUUUGCGAGAACUACACCUGCACACUUCCAGUAAAUACUGUCGAGGAUUUGGAGAAGAUUUUGUCGAGAUAGAUGCUAAAACUGAGUGUUUCUUAUAAGUUCUCUUUUAGGUUUUUAAAAUAGGGCGGUUUUGGAGACGGUCACGUCCGUUGUAAAAUCACUACGUACUUGCCAGUCACCUUGCAAUAGCCUUUGGUUUUGGUGGAGGUUGUGCGCGCGAUUGGGUCGAAAUUCUGUCGGAUUGCAAUAUGGGAUUGUUUCAUGGGACGCCAUAUUUUUUUUUCUAUUGGGCAAAUCAAGGUCGUAAGGGAACUGGGUGAAAACCGUCCUAUGGUGCAAUUCGACACAACACCGACCCAGUCAUACGCGGAAUCCUGGCCUGUUCCAGACCUUCAGUGCGGCGCGAAGAUUAAGGGCGGGAAAAAAUAAGGAGGGGUAGAGAGGAGGUUCCUUCGCU